CUGUUGUUCCACAGCAGCCACUCCUACUCGUGCCCGAUCUGUGUCCUUUAUGUUCCGCAUGCAAACCCACGUCCUACAGUUGGUAAACAGAAAGUCUUUUUCAUUUUCUCUCUUAAAUCAGAUCCGUGUAAUCCUCAUCUGUCGCUGUCACCAGGGAGGAGUGUCAUGGCAGAACCGGACUACCUAGAGGGAGACUGCGAUGAGCUCAUCAAACCCAAAAAACUAAUCAACCCGGUCAAAAGCUCCCGGAACCACCAGGACCUGCAUCGAGAGCUGCUCAUGAACCAGAAGAGGGGCCUGGCACCUCAGAACAAACCCGAGCUGCAGAAGGUUCUUGAGAAGAGAAAGAGGGAACAAAUUAUCAAGGCUCAGAAAGAGGAGCAGGAGGCCCACAAGAAGAGGAGUGAUCUGGAAAUAGAGCUCAUGAAAAGGCAACAGAAACUUGAACAGCUGGAACUGGAGCAGCAGAAAAAUGAGGAGGAGCAGGAGAACACCCCAGAGUUUGUGAAGAUGAAAAGCAAUCUGCGCAGGACCAAGCAGGAAACGGACGGAGAGGAACGAACCACUUAAACGGCAGCAGGGGUGCCCGGGUCUGUCCGACCGAGAUGCUGCGUGUUGUGUCUGUGGUACACGCUGGUGACCUGACAAAGAUCAACCUCCUGGUUUUCCCAAUCUAGCCGUUCCUUCCUGCAGUGAGGAGAGAGACUUUAGAAACUAAAGACCCCCCCCACUCUGUCUGCAAUGGACCGCCAGCACUCGCACCCAUCCGGCAGCACAUUGCACCCCCACAGGAGGGAUUUCAAAUGGACAUGUUACACACUUUUCAACACACCUGGGUGAGCUUCCUAUGAGCUCUAAAGGAGAGACAACAAAACACACACAGACAUGCACGCACACACACACACAAGUUUGAACCCCCUUCCGUUGUCAUCCUUUCUGCACAGUGAGCUAUCAUUUCUACUCAUCGGUGUUGUCAUUGUUGUUUUUGUUCUCGUCUUCUGAAUCGAAAAAUGAAAAAGUGGACACUGGAUGGACUCUUGAAGCUGUGUAAUAUAAAAGCCAAACAAAUGUGCUUAUGUUAUUUAUGUUUGUAGCUUUUAGUCCAGUUGUAGGAAAGGACACUUUUAGUCAUCCAUUAUUUUACUUUGUUUUACAACAGUAUAUGAAGCCAGAGCAGGACAAAGGGAGUUUGUGCUUGUUUGAAGCACUCAAGUUCGCUUCAUUAUUUUUUUUAAUUCAGAUCAUGCCAUUUCUUCAGCUAAUGACAUUCUGAGCAAUAGUAGAACUCCCAGGCUUGAGAGUGACUUUUUCUUUAUAUAUUCUGUUGUUUUGUAUGAAAAUAUGUUACUUAAUAAAAGAUUUAAGUUUUGGGGGGGGUUGUUUUGUUUGUUUGUUUUUCACCGAUGGUGAGGAAAAAUUCAUUUGUGCGCUUACUUUCCUUUAUGAACAAUUUGGCAGCGGCAAAGAUGUGAAUUAAAACAUGCAGGCUGACCUCUAAAACGACCCAGAUGAGUGCUGUGGAACUGUAUCACUUUAGUGUUUUGGUUUAAUUUGCAAUGAAGUAUUAGAUAUAGUUUAAGUAAGUUUGUUAAUCUAAGUUAAAAGGCCCACAACUGUAAUAAAUGAAAAGUGUGCAUAUUGUAAAUCUGUAAAGAUGAAAUAAGGGCUCACUGUAAGAAACUUGAAGCUCUGGAUGGAGACCAUAUUUGGUGGCUAUUCAAAUGUCACACAAAAAUAAAAUGCCUCUACAAUUCUUGUUACGGAUUGCCAAAAGAUUUUUUUUUUUUACAGGAAGCAGAUUUCUAAUAUAUUAAAAGUAUAUUGCUCUCCAUGAUUGUCCUUUUAAAGUGAUACUUUGAAUACAAGACUUCCAUUAAUUUUCUGUUAAUUGUGUUUUGAUGUUAGUUUGUAAAUUUGUUGUCCAACUAACAGCAGAACUUAAAAUCAAAAUAAAAUGCAAAAAUAAGACGUGC
Messenger RNA from Menidia menidia (Atlantic silverside), 1973 nucleotides. The record is from the annotation of a GenBank genome assembly. Lineage: Eukaryota; Metazoa; Chordata; Actinopteri; Atheriniformes; Atherinopsidae.